GAUCAGGUGAUGCCUCUCUUUCCAUCUCAUUCAAAGAUGGAUUAUUCUAUUUAUAGGAUGUUUGGACAGACACAAAACACAGAGGGACUGAUGAUGCAGAAGCCAAGGAAACCUCCUUAUCAUUGCCAACGCAAGUGGACAUGCAAAGAUUACCCUAAAUGUCCAAAGUGGCAUCAGACUACCCUGAGACUGACCAGCAUUGCGCUGGUUCUACUCGCUGCCACGGUGAUAGGACUAACAAUUCGGGUAAGUUACCUAAGCAUACAUUCCUUCAGUGACAACCACAGUGAGGUGUUUGGUAGUGAGAAUGGAACCAAAGAUUGCAAUUGUAUGAAUAUUCUUCCCAGGAAACAGCAGGACAAUACAAAAUCCACAACAAACUCUAGGCUAAAUUUAUGCCCCAAUGAUUGGGUACAGAAGAAAGGGAAAUGCUAUAACUUUUUCAAAACCUUUAAUUCAUGGAUCGAUAGCCAAAAGUCCUGUUCAAUAAUGAAAUCACAUCUUUUGAUGAUCCAAGACAAGGCUGAACUGGAUUUCAUACAGAGUAAUAUACAAGAUGGAAUUUACUUUUGGAUUGGAUUGAACAUUACACAUCCACAAAAGACAUGGACGUGGCUGGAUGGCACCCCAUUAAAUCGACAGUUAUUUCAAGUCAUGGGCCAGGUUGAAGAUAACGCCUGUGCUGUGAUAACAAAGGAGGGUGUUUUUUCUGAAAAAUGUCUCAUUCAGAGUUACUGGAUUUGUCAAGAUGUGAUUUCUUCGGACAAUGACCUCUGAAUUCAUCACAGGUCCCAAGUGAAAUACCAUUUGGAGGAAAAUGUUUCCUUGACCAUUCUCCACUCCAGACUGAGUUAUAAAGAUUUAAUAUAUAUUUUCAUAGCUCCCUGUACUUAUCUAAUCUUAAUAUUGAAUGCUAUUUUUGGGCCAUUGUUUGCUUAAUUAUUUGUAUUUCUUAAUGCACUGUAAGCUCUGUAAGGCCAAUAGUCUUCAUCAUUGUAUGGAACAAGGCGCCUGAUGGAUAAUGAAUGAUAAAUAAGUACUUGUUAUAUUGUUGAGUAUUGUUUGUAACACGUUCAAUUGUUUCCCCAGCACCACUUCCCCAGUGUUAGGUUUACAUGGGUUAAUAAAUAAAAUU
Molecule: messenger RNA, 1135 nt
Organism: Equus caballus (horse)
Lineage: Eukaryota; Metazoa; Chordata; Mammalia; Perissodactyla; Equidae
Product: killer cell lectin-like receptor subfamily F member 1
Source: RefSeq, a predicted model, not a curated record